Meloidogyne enterolobii is the source of this 441-nucleotide messenger RNA. The record is from the annotation of a GenBank genome assembly. Lineage: Eukaryota; Metazoa; Nematoda; Chromadorea; Rhabditida; Meloidogynidae.
AUGAACGAGAAUCAGCGGAAUUAUAAUGAACGGAUUAAAGAGAAAAGUAGACAAUAUUUCAAAAUUUACUACCAAAAAAAUAAGGAAAGUAUCAGGAAAAACCAGAAAACGUAUAACCAAAAUAAUAAAGAAAAGCGAAUUGAAUACAAGAGAAAGUACCGACAAAAUAAGAAAAACGUUCAAUCUGAUAAUAAUGAAGGAACUUCAUUUGUUAAUCCACAGACUGUUGAUUUUACUAAUAUAGUUAAAUUAUCAAUUGUCUGCGAGGAGGAAGGAAAUCUUCUUAAUCAAGGGGAGGAAGAGUACAAUAAAGGGGAAGAUAAGCAAAAUCAAAUCGAGGUAGAAGAGACUAAUAAAAUUCAUGAAGAUGAUUCAAAUAAAGUAGAUUGUAACAAGAAAAUUCAUCCUUUCGAUCUGAACGAGUUACCUGGGGAUGAUUAA